Rhinocladiella mackenziei CBS 650.93 is the source of this 2451-nucleotide messenger RNA. RefSeq lists its product as uncharacterized. The transcript has a single exon. Gene Ontology annotation, cellular component: nucleus; cytoplasm; cytosol. Gene Ontology annotation, biological process: negative regulation of MAPK cascade; protein dephosphorylation. Lineage: Eukaryota; Fungi; Ascomycota; Eurotiomycetes; Chaetothyriales; Herpotrichiellaceae. The record is from RefSeq and is a predicted model, not a curated record. Gene Ontology annotation, molecular function: MAP kinase tyrosine/serine/threonine phosphatase activity; protein tyrosine/threonine phosphatase activity. Bases 1 to 2451 code for a protein of 816 amino acids.
AUGGUGCAAGAGUUUGCAGACAGUGCUGACACCCAUCAUCGCAAAAGGUCCUUUGACUUGGCCAACAAUUAUCAAAACGUCACGACAUUACGACGCUCUAUUCGCCAUGGCCAGCCCUCAUCUGUUCUUUCAGUAGACUGCCCCGAAGCCGAUCCUGCUGCCCCGUCUACCAAGAGACGACCGGUCUUCCAGAAAUAUUCGAAUAUGCCGGUCGAGGUCGGCUCGAUAAUGUCAACGCCUUUCCCGUCCUUUAUGUCUGUAGUUGGGCAAGCCGAUGCGAGUAUAGCCAAGGAUAUGGAAGAUUUGCCUCAAGCGGACUCGAUACACAGCGAUACGCAGAUCCUGGUCACAGAUGCAAAACCCCCUCCGGAACGAUCUCAACGCUCUGCUCAGUCCUUACAUCACCGUGAUAGUGUUACCUCGAUCACGACUUCGUCGACAGAAUCAUCACCUACGACUACGAACUCCACCUUUGAUUCGCCGUUAAUAACGGAUUCUUCACCCUCCUCCUCUCCGGAAUCUGCUACCUCCAAUCCUCCCGUUUCACCGUUUAGAACCAUUAUGGUGAAAUCUUCGCUGGACCAGACACAUAACUAUCCGCAACAAAGGUUUCUGCCGACAGAAAUCAUUCAUGGGCCACCGGCGCGGCCUGGGGCCGCCAUUGUUGACAGUUCCAAGAAUGUUAAGAAUCUAUCAUUGAAUAUGAGUGCCGUGAUUCUGCCCCGUCCGGCUACCUCGCACGGCUUUGAGACUUCCCAAGCUUUUUCCGCUCCCACAUCGCCGAUGAAGGACACGCCCAGGACGGGGCGGAAGAAACCUACGAAUCUGACCAUUCGGACCCCAGGUUUUCAACAAUUGACCUUUAAUCGGGCAUUAGACGUGCCCCCCACGCCCAGCUCGAGGCCAUCGUUGCAUCAUAUGCAAUCUUCACCUGCCCUGGCCUCGCUGGCGUCUCCUACUAAACCACCAGCUCAAGGUCUAUAUCUUCAUCUUCCUGCUAGUGGUACUAUUCACUCGGGUCCUGGCUCCGAGUCGAGCAAUUCCAACCAGUCGGGGACCAGCGCUCUUCCCGAGUUAAAAGAGGAGGACGAGUUUCAUCCCCAACGAUCACAAGAAACUCAAGAAAGAGGAUAUCAUAAAGGACCUAUCCUGAUCUAUGAGAGUGGCGUUUAUUUGUACUUGGAACCCACGGCCGAAGAAGCCAGCAAAUUUGAUACCGUCAUCAAUGUGGCCAAGGAAAUCAGAUGCCCUUUUGAAUCGGACGACUCGAAACGGGAAAUUCAAGAGCCGCAAACCGCCAUUUCCGAGAUGUCUUUCAAGUCAGCUUGGGAAUGGCCACAACCAAAUGAAAUACCGACACCUACCACUCCGAGGCAAAGUUCUUUUCAGCCGAAGACACAGCCCGAGUAUUUACACGUACCAUGGGAUCACAAUUCGGAAAUAUUGGAGGAUUUGUAUUCCCUAUGCCGACUAAUUGAUGAAAGAAUACAAACGGGAAAAAGGGUGCUAAUACACUGUCAGCUUGGCGUUAGCCGGUCAGCCUCACUUGUAAUCGCAUAUGGCCUCUUCAAAGGGUAUCAACCAGAUUUUCAUUCAAUGUACAUGAGUGUGAAGCAACGAAGUCAAUGGGUUGGACCGAACAUGAGCCUGAUCUAUCAAUUGACGGAUUUCAGGGCGAAGGUGGUCAAAGGCGUGUAUGGUGAACAUUCAUAUCAUCCAUCACCGAGUUGGUGGAAGAUACGACCCUCGAGUCCACCAGUCACGGACACACCGAUUGCGAAACAGUCUUCGUGGCAGCCGGUGGAACUAGAUAAUGACAAAGCUAAAACAUCAGCUGCUGCAGGCAAGGCAGUUUCACCUCCGUCGACAAAGCCUCUUCCACCUUUGAGACUGAACAAGGCCCUUCCGCCGGUGCCUCUAUUUCCCAAGAACGAGCAAAUCCACACGAUAGCUACACCGGUGAAAUUGAGUCAGAUCUUGGGAGGCAUUGCGAUGCAAGGCCCUAGACAAGAAACGAAAACCGAGCCUGAGAUCGCUAUCGAGUCACAAUCCCAGAGCGUAUCACCGCGCCCUCUUCCUUUCCGCGAACAUUUUGAUGUCGAGGCACCCUCUCAGUCACCGCCGAAUCCCUCCAAAACCCCCAAAUUAGGAUUGGUGACCAACUCGCCCAAGAUGGAUCUUGCCAUGCAAGAUAUACCCGAGACUCCUUCGGCCUUCUCACCUCGUGCCACAGAAUUUAUGGCCUCGCCAUUUGGCAUCAAGGCGGCAGGCGACCUGGCCGUCAUCGGCCACGGGAAAAGGCCAACGAAAGGAUUACUGCUUCCACGACAAACAUUUUCCUCGACUUUCAAUGCAGCAGGCGAUCAGAUACCAACACCAUUUGAUCCGAGGAGUCCCCAUCAACAGGGCGAGGCCCCGGAGAUUCUGAGAAACAUCGACGAAUUCUUGUAA